Molecule: messenger RNA, 1401 nt
Organism: Symbiodinium natans
Lineage: Eukaryota; Dinophyceae; Suessiales; Symbiodiniaceae
Source: the annotation of a GenBank genome assembly
AUGGGCUGCUGGAACCUCGCUGAGAUCUCCACCACUGCGGUGGCCGAGUACGAGCCGCCUGCCACUGACGAGGAGAAGAAGAUGGUCGAGAUCUGGGAGAAAGUGCUGAAGGUUCAGGUGGGCGUGCUCACGCCCUUCGUGGCCUAUGGGGGCCACUCCCUGACGGCCGUGCAGCUCUGCUCUGGUGUGAAUGCUGGCUUCAACCAGAGGCCUGACUUGGUCUACCUGAUGUCGGAGGACUGCACUGUGAGGGCCCUGCUGGCGAAGCUCCGCAGCGAAGGCGCCCAGGCAAAAGCCGCGGACGAGGGCUGCGUGGUGCGGCUGUCUCCCGAGGGCCGUGGGGGCCUCCCGAUGCUGAUCUUCUGUGCCGCCGGCACCUCCUCGGCGACCUACGGCGGGGUCGCGGAGCGCGCCAGUCGGCUUCAGAUCUUCGGCGUAGAGCUGCCCGGCCGCGGCCGGCGCGUUGAGGAGCCGGCUGUGUCGGACUUUGAAGAGCUUUUCGAGGCUUUGAGGGACGACGUGAUGCGCUGGGCGAGGCGACAGAAGCGAUUCUUCGUUUGGGGCGACAGCCUGGGCGCCGUCCUUGCCUAUGAGUUUGCCAAGCUCUGGGAGGCCGACCCAGCGACCAGCCUACUGGGCCUCUAUGCUUCGGGUAACGCUGGCCCUCCGGAGGCGAGCCGCGAGCGUGGCAUGGGUGAGGCAGCCAUGAAGCACCUGGGCUACGAGGGCUCCUGUCGGGACAUGACCGAAGAGGACUGGAAGAAUUUCCUGCUGGCCUCGGCGGGCACGGGCCGGGCGGAGUUGGAGGAGCUGCUGCAGAGGCCUGAGCUGGUGGAGAGCAUCGUGACCCCAGUCAGAGCCGACUGUUUGGCCUACGAGUCCUACCGCCUCGCGAAAGUGGAGCGCAUCCACUCGCCGAUCAUCACCCUGCGAGGCGGCCGGGACGUCAUCACCUCGCCGCAGGCCAUGAGGACCUGGCAGGAGGUCGCGGGAAGCCGCUACGAGCACAAGGAGUUCGGGCAGUUUGGCCACAUGCUCGCGCGGGAGUGCCCUGCGCUGCUGGCGGAGCUCUUCGAGCAGUACUCGCUUCCGGACUUCACACACGAGCUCCGCCACUUCGAGACCUUCCGCACGGCCUACAGGCUGAUGCGCAGCCGGGCGCAGCAGCAUGGCUCCUCCCAGAAGGCCAGGGACAUCCGUAAGAGCAUGCGCGUCUGCAGCCCAACCAUGGGGGCCGCCAGGGUGCCCGUGGACUUUGAGUUGAAUGUGUCGGACUUGGACUUCAACUUGGACCUAUUGGACGACAUCACCCCCCCGACAAAGGAGGUCAAGGUGAUGCGCGUGGGGAACCUCACCUGGCGGAAAGGUGCGGCGAUGGGCAAUCCAACACGCCUGCCAUGA